This is a messenger RNA of Symbiodinium sp. CCMP2592, 645 nucleotides long. Lineage: Eukaryota; Dinophyceae; Suessiales; Symbiodiniaceae. The record is from the annotation of a GenBank genome assembly.
AUGGAUACACAAGCAGCCUUGGAGGAAGGCAUUGCCGAUGACAUUUACGAGCCCAAGCUGCACUGCUCCGUCACCCACCACAUGUUUCUUCCUCACGAGAUUUUCGCUUCGCUGCAUGAUGCUGGUCAUGCGGAUUUGCUCUACGAGAGCACUCAGCAUGUUCGGGAUUACUGGGCAGAUCAAGAUCAGCAGUGGUGCCGGGAUCAUCCGAUCCUGAGUAAUGCAUCCGACUGGGGAGACUGUGUUCCGCUACGCCUCUAUGGCGAUGGGGCAGAGUUCACCAGCAGCCCAUUUCAGAAAUUCGAGAUGUUCUGCUUGAUCUCACCGCUUAGUAGAUCGUCCACGAUGGAUGGCAGAUUCUUGUUAUCAUGCUUGAACAUGAUGUAUCACAGCGAUGAAUCAAGAUGGGCUAUUCUAGAAGUUUUGUCCUGGUCUAUGGAAUCGCUAGCAAGCGGCCGGUAUCCCUCAACCGAUGCUUGGGGACGAUUGUUCAGCAACGAGUACGAACCCCUCCGGUGGAAGGUCGCAGGGCGCCCAUUAGCAGGCGGAAAGUGCGGAAUCCUUGACGGCUUCCAGGCCGACCUUGAAUUCAUCAAGAAAAUUUUUUUCUUGAAGCGAACCUCAGCUUCAUUAUAUUUUCGCUAA